Molecule: messenger RNA, 1551 nt
Organism: Cyclopterus lumpus (lumpfish)
Lineage: Eukaryota; Metazoa; Chordata; Actinopteri; Perciformes; Cyclopteridae
Product: excitatory amino acid transporter 1-like
Exons: 11
Coding region: 1-1551 (516 amino acids)
Biological process (GO): L-glutamate transmembrane transport
Cellular component (GO): plasma membrane
Molecular function (GO): L-glutamate transmembrane transporter activity; glutamate:sodium symporter activity; neutral L-amino acid transmembrane transporter activity
Source: RefSeq, a predicted model, not a curated record
AUGGGAUCUGUGUUAUACUGUUUGGAGGAAAUACUCUUGUCAGAGAUGAUGCCAAGCCUUAAUGACCUGUCUGAGUUGGACUCAGUAGAGGUUACAGAACCCCAGGAAACCCAAACAUACGUCAAAUGUAAUAAGCCCUCAGGUCAUGUAUCUCCCCAGAAUGCAUCUAAUGUUGUGGCUUUUCUCAUGAGAAAUGCUUUUGUUGUUUUCACAUUGGCUGCUGUCGCAUUAGGGAUUGGCACAGGCUUUGCAUUACGCCACAUUAAUAUGUCAGCCAAGGAUGUAAAAUAUUUAACCUUUCCUGGAGAGAUCCUGAUGAGACUCCUGCAGAUGUUGGUGCUUCCUCUCAUCAUUUCUAGUGUGAUUGCAGGUAUUUCAUCUGUGGACAUGAUGGCUUUUGGUAAAAUUGUGCUAAAGGCCUUCAGCUAUUACAUGGUCACCACCUUUAUUGCUACAUUCACUGGCAUCGCCUUAGCUGUUCAUAUUCAACCAGGGAAAUCAUCCUGGACUGCCUCAGUGCCCUCUAGUGGUAAUGCAGAGGCUGUGCAGACUGUGGAUUCCUUUCUAGAUAUAAUCAGAAACAUGAAUCCCUCAAAUUUGGUGGAAGCUUGUUUCAGAAAGUACAAAACAGUUUAUUCCAGGAGUGUGACAGUGACCAAUGAAAACAAUGACACAGUACCAGGGCCAGGAACCUUAGACGGAGUCAAUAUUUUGGGUCUACUGUUUUUUUCUGUCGCCUUUGGCCUCAUCUUGGGCAGAAUGGAGAAUGAAGCAAAACCUCUGAGGGAUUUCUUUGACUGCCUGAAUAAAUCCAUUAUGCAUCUGGUCAACAUAGUCAUCUGGUAUUCCCCAGUGGGGCUCUUCUUCCUAUUGGCGGGACAGAUUGUGAAGGUGACAGACUCCGAAGAGAUAGGUCGCAGAGUUUUCAUGUACGCUCUCACUGUAACCACUGGCCUCCUAAUCCACAGCCUCCUCACCCUUCCCCUCAUCUAUUUCAUUGUCACACGAAAGAAUCCAUUCAGAUUUAUGCUCGGUCUACUCCAGGCUCUGACCACUGCCUUUGGGACUUCGUCAAGUUCUGCAGCCCUACCUAUUACCCUCUACUGUAUGGAGGGAAUUCACAACAUGAACAAACAAGUGACACGCUUCAUGCUCCCUAUUGGGGCCACAAUGAACAUGGAUGGUGCAGCACUCUAUGAAGCUGUAGCUGCAUUAUUCAUUGCCCAGAUUAAUAAUAUGGACUUUAACCUGGGUCAAAUCAUUGUCCUCAGUUUGAUUGUCACAGUUGCAAGCACUGGUGCAGCGGGCAUCCCACAGGCCGGCAUGGUAUCCAUGAUACUUGUGUUGGACUCAGCUGGAUUGCCCACUGAAGAUAUAUCACUGCUCAUGAUAGUUGAUUGGAUUCUGGAUCGUCUACGGACUACCACCAAUGUGCUGGGUGACUGUGUCGGUGUGAGUGUAGUGCAGCAUCUGUCCACAAAGGAGCUGCAGCACUCCAGCCCUGCAGAUACAAGUUUUGAGGAGGACAGCUCCCAGAUGCGCACCCUGUGA